This is a messenger RNA of Empidonax traillii (willow flycatcher), 2479 nucleotides long. RefSeq names its product hyaluronan binding protein 2 (gene HABP2). The record is from RefSeq and is a predicted model, not a curated record. Gene Ontology annotation, biological process: proteolysis; blood coagulation. The transcript is spliced from 14 exons. Gene Ontology annotation, molecular function: calcium ion binding; serine-type endopeptidase activity. NCBI's taxonomy places the organism in Eukaryota, Metazoa, Chordata, Aves, Passeriformes, Tyrannidae. Bases 81 to 1757 code for a protein of 558 amino acids.
UUGCACUGAAUUAGCUCACCCUCAGGACUGUGGCUUGUCCAAAAAAACGUAGGCAAGAAGAAGUCAAUUUCAAGAAAAAAAUGAGCAUAAAGGUGGUUGACAGUGCUUUGACCCUUCAGGUUCUCCCAUUGUUCAUUCUCCUUGGGAUCACACAAUUGUGCGCUUCCCAAGUUUCCCUCUGGGUCCACCUAAUGCAAGACAAGGAUGAUGACUUUGAAUACUAUGACUCCACCGAACAGGAGCAGGACCCCAGCCUCCAGCACCAUUCCUGGGAGGAAAUGAGCUUUAUUGAGACAUCUGUAGGUGACUUCUCUACAAUGCCAGACCCAUGCCUCUCUGACCCCUGCAAGAACGGUGGUAGGUGUGCACCCGAUGGAAGAGACUUCAGCUGUGCCUGCCCCAAGCCAUAUGGUGGGACCACAUGUGAAAAAGUGGAGGACACGUGCCUGGACGUGAACUGCCGCAUUGGUGACUGCCUGGUUCUGUUAAGCCCACCUUAUUUUCGGUGCAGCUGUAAGCCUCCAUACAAGGGAUCAUUCUGCCAACGUGCAUCCAAUCAGUGCAAUCCAAACCCUUGCAAAAAUGGAGGUACCUGCAUACGGAACAGAAAGAGAUCAAAAUUCACCUGUGAGUGCCCUGAACCUUUCAGAGGGAGAUUCUGCGAGAUCGGACCAGAUGAUUGUUAUGAAGAGGACUCCUCUAAGUACAGGGGAAGAGUGAAUCAAGCAGUAGAUCGCAGGACCUGCCUGAACUGGAAUUCCCACCAUCUCUUGGACUUCCCUUUUAAUGCCUUUAUGGAGGAUGCUGACUUUCAUGGCAUUGGUGACCAUAAUUUCUGCAGGAAUCCUGAUGAAGAUGAAAAACCCUGGUGCUAUGUCAUAAAAAAUAAGGAAGUAGACUGGGAAUUCUGUGAUGUUUCACCCUGCUCAGAUGAAGAGCCAACAGACCCACCUGAAUCAAAUGAAAUAUUCGAUACAUGUGGGCAACCAGAAGUUCGUGGAGCACUCAAGAGGAUCUAUGGUGGAUCCAAGGCUACAGCUGGCAAGCAUCCCUGGAUGGCAUCUGUGCAGAUGAAGACUCCAGCUGGGAGUGAACAUUUCUGUGGUGGAGUGCUAAUUAAAUCAUGCUGGGUUCUUACUGCUGGGCACUGCUUUGAAAACAUGAAACGAAAUAUCCAAGUAGCCCUUGGAAAGCAAAACCUCAAGAAGAAAGAGUUUCAUGAGCAAAGAUUUGAUGUGGAGAAAAUCAUUGUGCAUGACAAAUACAUUGACAGAGGUGGCGUCCCAUACAAUGAUAUCGCACUACUUAAAUUGAAGCCAGUUGAUGGUUACUGUGCAGUGGAAACAAAGUAUGUGAAAACAGCGUGUCUCCCUGACUUCCUCUUUCCUGCUGGGACUGACUGCUUCAUUUCUGGAUGGGGCGAGACAGAGACAGGUGAAGCAUCUGAUCAGCUGUUAGAUGCCAAGGUCAAGCUGAUUUCACAGAGGAAAUGCAAUGAACCUGAACUACAUAAUAACUUACUGGAUGAAAGCAUGUUUUGUGCAGGGAAACUUCGAAAACCCAGAACUGAUUCUUGUCAGGGAGACUCCGGAGGCCCACUGACUUGUGUGCAAAACAGCUCCUACUAUGUGUAUGGCCUUGUGAGCUGGGGUGAUGGCUGUGGGUUAAAAAACAAGCCAGGAGUUUAUACCCAGGUGACAACAUUUCUCAGCUGGAUUAAAUCUGCAAUUCAGGCUGAGUCAAGGUUACGUCAUUAGGAGAGAACGACAAAUGAAAUUCUUAAAUGCCAUCAACUGGAGAACAUACAGGAUUUUCAGGACAAGAUGAAAAUCUAUUUGUGUUAUGUCAUGUUUCCAUUUACUUCUGAUACAGCUGCAUUUGCCUUCUCUUGACUUGCAGAAUUUCUGAAGCAUCAGGGUUGACUGUGACUUGCUGAGAUCCUUCUGUCUCCAACUGGUCCUAUAAAAUCAUAUCCAAAUAGAUUGUGAAAUCAGCCGGUGGACAGAAGAGGUUUUUAACUAUUAUUCUAUUAAAAUAUUUGCAUAUUAAAAAUUACCACAACCAGCAAAUGAACAAAAUCUAAAUCACUGCUCUGCACUGAGCGAAUUUCUACAGUGAAGUGCAAAAAGUGGACCUGUUCAUGUAAGUUAGAUACCACACAUACCAAAGGACUAAAUAUGCUCCUAAUUUCUAAUUUGAUCCUAAAUAAAAAGCAAACCAGAAGACACCUGAGUUCCACAUGGAUUGCACCCUGUAGGUUUCCCUGAGACCAUCACAUCAUUAUCAUACCCAGAACUUAAAAAGAAACUGCCUGUAGUUCCCUCUGCUUGCAUAACUCAACCAUAAUUUUCAUUUAUUUCCUGAGUAACUUUUCAGAUGGGAAUGCAAAUCAUGGAUAUCCACUGUUUCUCUCGAGCUCGAUUAUUGUUUGACUUGUUUCCAAAGGUAAAAAUUAAAUGAAACACGUAUUUGGAAUGCA